Messenger RNA from Coprinopsis cinerea okayama7#130, 868 nucleotides. Its product is annotated as proteasome subunit alpha type-7. Gene Ontology annotation, cellular component: proteasome core complex; nucleus; proteasome core complex, alpha-subunit complex. Bases 1 to 798 code for a protein of 265 amino acids. Gene Ontology annotation, biological process: ubiquitin-dependent protein catabolic process. The record is from RefSeq and is a predicted model, not a curated record. The transcript has 9 exons. NCBI's taxonomy places the organism in Eukaryota, Fungi, Basidiomycota, Agaricomycetes, Agaricales, Psathyrellaceae.
AUGUCCAGAUCCUACGACCGCGCCCUUACCGUUUUCUCCCCCGAUGGUCAUUUGUUCCAGGUCAAUACCAAAGCUGUUAGGAAGGGAACUUGCGCUGUCGGUGUGCGCGGGAAAGAUGUAGUAGUCCUCGGAGUCGAGAAGAAGUCGGUUUUGCAACUUCAAGACCCCAGGACAGUACGCAAAGUUGUCAUGUUGGACGAUCACAUUUGCCUGGCAUUUGCGGGACUCACCGCCGACGGACGUGUUCUAAUCGACAAGGCACGGAUAGAGUGCCAGAGCCACCGUUUGACUGUAGAAGACCCCGUUACCGUCGAAUAUAUUACUAGGUAUAUUGCUGGAAUCCAACAGAAAUACACCCAAUCCGGUGGUGUUCGACCAUUCGGAAUCUCCACUUUGAUCGUAGGAUUCGACCCCAACGAUAACAAACCCCGCCUCUACCAAACCGAGCCCAGUGGAAUCUACAGCGCGUGGAAGGCAAACGCUAUUGGCCGAUCUUCAAAAACUGUGCGCGAAUUCCUGGAGAAGAACCACAAAGACGAUCUUUCACGGGAAGAGACCAUUAAGCUGACAGUGAAGAGCCUGUUGGAGGUUGUGCAAACUGGAGCCAAGAACAUUGAAAUCAGCGUGAUGGAGAGCUAUGGCAAGAUCACGACCCUUGAGUUAUCUGAAAUUGAAGCUAUCGUGUCGGAGAUCGAGAAGGAAAAGGAGGCCGAGGCCGAAAGGAAACGUUCAAGGCUUGCAGCAACUGCUGCGGGUCAAGCUGCUAUGGCUCAACGGGCCUCGGAGACAUCAUCAUGAUCAACUUUGAACUUAGCAUGUACAAUAGCAAUAGCCAUAAAUACCAUAUCUUUUCCUCUGGGUGCCCCUA